This is a messenger RNA of Sorex fumeus (smoky shrew), 2073 nucleotides long. It is a transcript of the gene DCAF12, whose product is annotated as DDB1 and CUL4 associated factor 12. The record is from RefSeq and is a predicted model, not a curated record. The transcript is spliced from 9 exons. Bases 174 to 1532 code for a protein of 452 amino acids. Gene Ontology annotation, cellular component: Cul4-RING E3 ubiquitin ligase complex. NCBI's taxonomy places the organism in Eukaryota, Metazoa, Chordata, Mammalia, Eulipotyphla, Soricidae. Gene Ontology annotation, molecular function: protein binding.
CCUCACCCCCUUUUUUAUUUUAUUUUCCCUGCCGCCCGGCGUCUGGGCCAUUUUCCGAGCCGGGCGUACCCGGGCGCGCGGCCCCGGGGCCCAGUAUAUGACCCGACGCCUUGCAACCCCUCGCUUCCCCCGAAGCCCCAUGUGGCUGCGGGGCCGCGGCGGCGCUGCCCACUAUGGCCCGGAAAGCAGUUAGCAGGAAGCGGAAAGCGCCUGCCUCGCCGGGAGCCGGGAGCGACGCUCAUGGCCCGCAGUUUGGCUGGGAUCACUCACUUCACAAAAGGAAAAGACUCCCCCCGGUGAAGCGAUCCUUGGUUUCCUACCUGAAGAACCGUGAAGUCCGGCUCCAGGAUGAAAGCAACUACUCUCGGGUGCUGCAUGGAUAUGCUGCACAGCGACUUCCUAGUCUCCUGAAGGAGAGAGAGUUUCACCUCGGGACCCUUAACAAAGUGUUUGCAUCUCAGUGGCUGAAUCAUAGACAAGUGGUGUGUGGCACAAAAUGUAACACGCUCUUUGUAGUGGAUGUCCAGACGAGCCAGAUCACCAAGAUUCCCAUUCUGAAGGACCGAGAGCCUGGAGGUGUGACCCAGCAGGGCUGUGGUAUCCAUGCCAUCGAGCUGAACCCCUCUCGCACACUGCUGGCCACGGGAGGAGACAACCCCAACAGUCUCGCCAUCUACCGGCUGCCUACGCUAGACCCCGUGUGUGUGGGAGAUGAUGGACACAAGGACUGGAUCUUUUCCAUUGCUUGGAUCAGUGAUACUAUGGCAGUAUCUGGCUCACGUGAUGGUUCCAUGGGGCUCUGGGAAGUGACCGACGAUGUGCUGACCAGAAGUGAUGCAAGACAGAAUGAGUCCCAGGUCCCCGAGUACGCUCACAUCACGCAUAAGGCCUUAAAGGAUAUCCCCAAGGAGGACACAAACCCUGACAACUGCAAAGUCCGGGCUCUGGCCUUCAACAGCAAGAACAAGGAAUUGGGAGCAGUGUCUCUGGAUGGCUACUUUCAUCUCUGGAAGGCUGAAAAUACACUGUCUAAGCUCCUGUCUACCAAACUGCCGUACUGCCGCGAGAAUGUGUGUCUGGCCUAUGGUAGCGAGUGGUCCGUGUAUGCCGUGGGCUCCCAAGCCCAUGUCUCCUUCCUGGACCCACGGCAGCCGUCGGGCAACGUGAAGUCUGUGUGCUCCAGGGAAAGAGGCAGUGGGAUCCGCUCCGUGAGCUUUUACGAGCACAUCAUCACCGUGGGCACAGGCCAGGGCUCCCUGCUGUUCUAUGACAUCCGAGCUCAGAGAUUCCUGGAAGAGCGGCUCUCGGCCUACGGGUCCAAGCCCAGACUCACAGGGGAGAACCUGAGACUAACCACAGGCAAAGGCUGGCUGAAUCAUGACGAAACCUGGAGGAAUUACUUCUCGGACAUUGAUUUCUUCCCCAAUGCUGUUUACACCCACUGCUACGACUCGUCCGGAACGAAACUUUUUGUGGCAGGAGGUCCCCUCCCUUCAGGGCUCCAUGGCAACUAUGCUGGGCUCUGGAGUUAAUGACUACUAACUCGCCCCCAAAAUGCAGAGAUUUACACUAACUUCCACCCUCAGUUUCCUUGCUUCUCUCUCUCUUUUUUUUCCUCCCCCCAAUUGUGUGAGGCCCUUGCUUUAGUGGGGACUCCAGAGUCACCCACGUGGUUUAGGCACCUGACAGGAAGAAGCGCUGUACUGGAUUCUGAACACUUUUUGGGUCCCCUUUCCCUUUUUUGGGCAAUCAGCAUCUUACUUGACUCUUUUUCUUUCUGACUUCUCAACCAAAUGUUGCUGUUGAAUCCCUUUUUUCUUCUUCUUUUUUCUUUAUGUGACACACUUGUCCUCCCAGCCUCCCUCGGCCGACUCGUCCUCCUCACCCGUCCUUCCCCGGGGGAGCAGGGGCUCCUUUCUAAUUCUCCGGUCGCUGUCAGGCUUUCCGUGAAAGCCCGGCGGCUGUGUGUGCGCGUGUGAACCUGUGUGCUUGCCUGUGAGUGCCGUGUGUCACUGAGAUGACCAGGAGUGAGGGUUACUUGUAAUUAAAAUAUUUAUAAAAGAAACAACUCUA